GAUGUGUGCGUGCGUGCGCAUGAUUGGAUGUACGUGUGUGCGUGUGUGUGUGUGUUGUUGCGCGGGGGCAGCGGCGGAAGACGUGUUCUUAGGCGAAAUUUAUCACGAAAACAGAAAAAUUCCAGCAACUUGCGCGAUAAUAAGCGGGGCCCAACAACAGCAACAACGCCAAUCGUAUGUCCGCAGUGCAACUGACGCACCAGUUUACAUAAAAGAAGCAGCUUAUCGUCGUGUCGACGUGUACCCCACAGCCAGAACCAAGCACAGCCAGAACAGACGCUGCGCAGAUCAGAACCCAAGUGGAAGACGAACAUAAUGUGUGGCAUAUUCGCGUACCUCAACUACCUGACACCCAAGUCGCGCCAGCAGGUGCUGGACCUGCUGCUGCAGGGCCUGAAGCGCCUGGAGUAUCGCGGCUACGACUCCACUGGCGUGGCCAUUGACGGGGCCAGUGCGGGCGACGACAUCCUGCUGGUGCGGCGCAUUGGCAAGGUCAAGGUGCUGGAGGAUGCCAUCGGCGAGUUGUGUCGCGGCGAGGCCUUCAAUCAGCCCGUGGACAUUCACAUUGGCAUUGCGCACACGCGCUGGGCCACGCACGGCGUGCCCUCGGAGGUGAACUCGCAUCCCCAGCGCUCGGAUGUGGAGAACAGCUUUGUGGUGGUGCACAAUGGCAUCAUUACGAACUACAAGGACGUGAAGACGCUGCUGGAGAAGCGCGGCUACGUGUUCGAGUCGGAAACGGACACGGAGGUGAUUGCCAAGCUCGUGCAUCACCUGUGGCAGACCCAUCCCGGCUACACCUUUGGCGAGCUGGUGGAGCAGGCCAUACAGCAGCUGGAGGGCGCCUUUGCCAUUGCCUUCAAGUCGAAGCACUUUCCCGGCGAGUGUGUGGCCUCGCGUCGCGGCUCGCCCCUGCUGGUGGGCAUCAAGGCCAAGACCAAGCUGGCCACCGACCAUGUGCCCAUCCUUUAUGCCAAGGCGCAUCGGCCGCACGGCCAGCCCUUCCCCGUGCUGCAGGCGGGCAGCGAUGGCAGCGCCGAGUUCCAGCCACUGGAGCACAAGGAGGUGGAGUACUUCUUUGCCUCGGACGCCUCGGCGGUGAUUGAGCACACGAAUCGCGUCAUCUAUCUGGAGGACGAUGACGUGGCGGCCGUCAAGCGGGACGGCACGCUGAGCAUCCAUCGCCUCAACAAGUGCACGGACGAUCCGCACAUCCGCGAGAUUAUUACGCUCAAAAUGGAGAUCCAGCAGAUCAUGAAGGGCAACUACGACUACUUUAUGCUCAAGGAGAUCUUCGAGCAGCCCGAGUCGGUGGUCAACACCAUGCGCGGACGCGUGCGCUUCGACACGCAGACCAUUGUGCUGGGCGGCAUCAAGGAGUACAUACCGGAGAUCAAGCGGUGUCGCCGCCUGAUGCUGAUUGCCUGCGGCACCUCCUAUCACAGUGCGGUGGCCACGCGCCAGCUGCUGGAGGAGCUCACCGAGCUGCCCGUCAUGGUGGAGCUGGCCUCGGACUUCCUCGAUCGCAACACGCCCAUCUUCCGCGACGAUGUGUGCUUCUUCAUCUCGCAGUCGGGCGAGACGGCGGACACGUUGAUGUCGCUGCGCUACUGCAAGCAGCGGGGCGCCCUGAUUGUCGGCGUCACCAACACGGUGGGCAGCAGCAUCUGUCGGGAGUCGAACUGCGGCGUGCACAUCAAUGCGGGGCCGGAGAUUGGCGUGGCCUCCACCAAGGCCUACACCUCGCAGUUCAUUUCGCUGGUGAUGUUCGCGCUGGUCAUGUCCGAGGACCGUUUGUCGCUGCAGCAGCGGCGCCAGGAGAUCAUUGCGGGCCUGUCGCAGCUGGACGAGCACAUACGCUCGGUGCUGAAGCUGAACUCGCAGGUGCAGGAGCUGGCCAAGGAGCUGUACCAGCACAAGUCGCUGCUCAUCAUGGGCAGAGGCUUCAACUUCGCCACCUGCCUCGAGGGCGCCCUCAAGGUCAAGGAGCUGACGUACAUGCACAGCGAGGGCAUACUCGCGGGGGAACUGAAGCACGGUCCCCUCGCCCUCGUCGACGAUGAGAUGCCCGUGCUGAUGAUCGUGACGCGGGAUCCCGUCUACACAAAGUGCAUGAAUGCCCUGCAACAGGUGACAUCGAGGAAGGGCCGCCCCAUCUUGAUCUGCGAGGAGAACGACACCGAGACGAUGUCCUUUUCGACGCGUUCGCUGCAGAUUCCCCGCACCGUGGACUGCCUGCAGGGCAUCCUCACUGUCAUACCGCUGCAGCUGCUCUCCUACCACAUUGCCGUGCUGCGUGGCUGCGAUGUGGAUUGUCCCCGGAACCUGGCCAAGUCAGUGACGGUGGAGUAGGAGCACAACAAGAAUUCCAUUUGCUGAUGUCUAGAGGAAUCCCUUAUUCGUAACCAUUUAGAUUUAAGCUCUAAACAUUUUUGUAUUCUCUCCGCGAUCCUUUGGUUCAAUGGAACCUGCGAUCGACCUUGCCCCUCUGUGACCCUUUUUUGCAUUUGCAUUUCGUAGAGUAUAAUUUGACCUGUUUGUGUGUGUUGUAAACCCGAUUAAUCUUCUGUGGAUGUGCAAUUGAAAUAUAAGUAUUUCCAGAAA
Molecule: messenger RNA, 2604 nt
Organism: Drosophila subobscura
Lineage: Eukaryota; Metazoa; Arthropoda; Insecta; Diptera; Drosophilidae
Gene: Gfat2
Product: glutamine--fructose-6-phosphate aminotransferase [isomerizing] 2
Exons: 1
Coding region: 316-2352 (678 amino acids)
Biological process (GO): fructose 6-phosphate metabolic process; carbohydrate derivative biosynthetic process; UDP-N-acetylglucosamine metabolic process
Molecular function (GO): carbohydrate derivative binding; L-glutamine:D-fructose-6-phosphate transaminase (isomerizing) activity
Source: RefSeq, a predicted model, not a curated record